AUGGAAAUUUCUAAAUUAUUAUUGUUAAACUUUUUGGUGAUAUGUUGUUUAGGUUUGAGGGGAUAUUGUGAAGUGAGCGGCGGCGGAGAGCAGCUGCCAUGCAUUCAGAAACUGUUGCCGUGCCAGGCGUAUCUGAAGGGAUCGGCGUCUCUGUCGCCGGCGGUGGCGUGCUGCGUGCCACUGAAAGAGAUGGCAAGCAGCGACGCCCAUUGCCUCUGCGCCGUCUUCAACAAUCAGGCCUUCUUGAAAAACCUCAAUGUCACGCAGGAGGAUGCUCUCAAUCUUGUUAAAUCUUGUGGUGCCAAUGCUGAUAUAUCCAUUUGCUCUAAAGAGGCUGCUGCAUCUUCUGGUCCACCAUCAUCUAUUCCAUCUGCACCUUCUUCAAAUAGUUCGGAAACGAGCGGGCCGCCAAAUCAAAAUGCAGGCACAGGCACAGGCACUCUAUCUCAUGUUGGAGUCUCUUUAUUGUUGCUCGGCAUUAUUGUUUCGCUAUUUUAGAGAUAUUUUUAACAAUAGAGAAUUGGUUAGUUAGUAAGCGCGCAUUUCUCUUCUCCAAUUCUCUCUCUCAAUUACUCGAUCUUACCCAA
Molecule: messenger RNA, 587 nt
Organism: Salvia splendens (bonfire salvia)
Lineage: Eukaryota; Viridiplantae; Streptophyta; Magnoliopsida; Lamiales; Lamiaceae
Product: non-specific lipid transfer protein GPI-anchored 3
Exons: 3
Coding region: 1-498 (165 amino acids)
Source: RefSeq, a predicted model, not a curated record